This is a messenger RNA of Tetrahymena thermophila SB210, 1719 nucleotides long. RefSeq names its product transmembrane protein, putative. The record is from RefSeq and is a predicted model, not a curated record. NCBI's taxonomy places the organism in Eukaryota, Ciliophora, Oligohymenophorea, Hymenostomatida, Tetrahymenidae. The transcript is spliced from 4 exons.
AUGGGUAACAAUAAAUCGUUAAAUAAAACAAGUAACUAAGAAUACAUUUCGUUAAAUAAAACAAAUCUAAACUAUUAAGAAAGUUCUCUUUGUGAAUUAUAAGGUGAAGGGAAUAUUGUUUCUUUAAAAUUUGAAGAUGGCAAUUAUGAGUAACAGAUCAAAAAUUCUAAACUUCUCUAAUUCUUAGAUAAGUACUCUGAAAAUAGGAUUAAAUUAAUUGUAACUAUUGGAGAUAGAGGAGUAGGAAAAUCUCUAAUUCAAAAUUUUAUUAUAUAAAAAUACUAAAAUAGAUCAGAGUAUUUUUAAAUCUUCAAAUCUAAAUUUAAUGAAGGCAAUUGUACAUAGGGGAUUAAGUUUUACUUUCCUUAAAAUUUAAAAGAACCUAAAGACUAAAAAGAAGAUAUUCUACUUUUCUUUGAUUGUGAAGGCUUUGAUUUAACUAAUAAGACUUCUCUUCAUUAAUAAAAUAUGAUAAAGUUAAUAUGUUUAAUCUCAAGAUUGUCUGCUUGCCUUAUAUAUGUGUAAACUACUCUUAGGGAUUAAGAUGGUUUCAAAGAAAUAAUUAAAACUCUAAAUGAAAAUAGAAGCACUAACGAUUGCCCUCAUGAAAAUUUUAUCAGCAUUUUAAACAAGUGGAAUGGUUUAUAAUUUUAGCCAAGCUCCAAAUUUUUAAAAAAAUAAUUUAAACUAAAAUCUCUGAAUCUAAAUGAGAAAAAUGAAAUAAUAGUUGACUAAAAUUAUGAUUAAUUUAUUUAGGAGAUAAAUGCUAUAAAGAAUUAUUGCGUUUAGUCAAAAUAUACAUCAUCAUAAAGCAGCUGCAAAGCUUUUGAGAGAGAAUAAACCUAGAAACAAAUGAAUUUUACUUCAUAAGAACACUUUUAGCUGAUUAAUAAAUAACUAGAGCUAAAGUAAGAUCAUGCUAAAAAUAUGAAUGCUAUUAGAGAGUUUAUGAAACAAAAUUACGAAAGUUAAAUUAAAACUCUACAAAAAAAUGAAGGUUCAAAGUUGUAUUCUAAUUUAGAUUCAGUAAAACCAUAAGAAAUAAGAGAAUAUGAAAGAUAAAUUAAUAAUUAUAAAGUUAAUGAAGGUAAUGAAAUUGCUAAAAAUAUGUUAGCAGCCUCGCUAAUAUUUUAUGCAUCUUAGGUGUCUAUCAUUCUCGGAGGAGAGAUUUUAAGAGCUGAAGGAAUCAUAAUGAUGAUCGGAUUUAGAACUUUAUUUUUUUCACUUGGCUUUGCUUUUGCAAUUUUACCUACAAUUCUUUAGGCUCUGCAUUAUUUGGUAAAAAAAAAUAAAAAGAAUUCUUUAUCUAAAAACAUUGAAAAAGCACUAUUUAGCUCAAUAAACUAGAAUAAGUUUGUUUUGAGUUCCUCAAAAAAUAAUCUAAGUGAAAUAAAGGAAAUUCUUUUAUCUUAAAUCCCUAAAUUUAAUGACUAUAUUUAAUUUAUCAACUCUUAAUAAGAAAAAGAAGCUAUUUGUUUAUUGCUAUUAAUGAAUUGUAUUUCAAAGCCUUUUGAUUAGCAAAGUUUAGAAAAAUAAAAAACGGAUUCUUAUAAAAUUGACAAUUAUCUUUUUUAAUGUGCUGUUCUUUUAGCAAAAUAGUUAAAAUUAAAUAACUACUCCAAUUUUGAAAACUUAUCAUUAACUCAUAAAAUAGAUGAAUUAUAAACUUUUUAGCUUUUACAAGCAAUAAUAUCCGAAUCUUAACUAGUAAGAGGAUGA